AGACGAGGGAUGAUGGGGAUCUGUAUUAUAUCGCGCGACUCACUCAAAACUGGCCGUGCUAUGUUCCGACAAACAGAAACGAAACCUAAUACGUGCUUUUAGAAAUCUUAAGAGUACGUGGCGGAAGUUCUGUUUGCAAUAAAACUGCACUUAAAAUUGAGAAGUAUGGAUCGUCUGUCAGGAGGGAGACAGGGUCGCGAGAUAAGUAAGGAACCCUAAUAAAAGAAACGAUAGCCGAAAAACAAAUGCGUCACUGAAAAGAACCGAUGGGUUACACCCCCAAUAAGACAUGUGGCUUUAAGAGGGGGGCUCACCAAUAGAAAACCGCAAAAAUCGAUAACCGUCUCUAGCUUUCUAGGAUAGGCGUAAACCCAAAAUCUCCCCCUUGGGCAAGAAACAUCUCGCCCAAUAAGAAUUCCCUUAAAUAAUAAUCAGAAACAUCCCGCCAACCAGAAAUCCCUUAAACGAAAACCAGACACAUCCCACACAAAAUCCACCCCUUCCACCCUCCGAACCUUCUUAUUUAAAUCGCGACAUCGCAGGACCCGGUUCAGAGAAAUUUUCUCAUCUCAAGUCCGCAUUGUUCGGUUACAAUUUAAACCUCAUUCGAAAAGCUCACGUUUAGAGUCACGUAGAGUCAGUGCAGCAGAUCCGACGGACCAGUCGCCCCAACCCACUCACCGACGAGUCCAACGUCCAUUGAGAGAAAGCGUACUGAGACGCGUUCGAACUCAUCAAGUAUGGACCCGAAAGUCCUGGCCCCUCAGGAACCAAACCUUCGUACAAUCAGGCGACAGAGAAAUCGCCAGAACAAGCGGGCGCGACGGGAGAUCGAACUCCCCCGAGAGCAGCUCAACGCCGGUCCUCCGCGACUCGCCAUCCCACCGCCCCUACCAGCGUUUACAGAAGAACCCGGUUGUUCGAACCGGAAUCGUCCCACUAACAUCCUGCCCUAUCGCCCAGUCGUCCUGCCUUUUCGCCCAAUUAUCGAACAUCGCCCUAUUUGCCGCGUGGCUCCGUUUCGCGUGGUCCCUCCUCGCGUGGUCCCCGACAACCCCGAUCCAGUCCGCUUCCUAGAACCUCCUGAUUCUCCCCCCUCUUCCCGAAGUUCGUCCCCAACCUCCUCAACUGCCUCGACUCUCGAUCUCGAGGAAAUAGGCGAUCCUGAGAUCGUAACCUUAGAUUGAUAGUUAUAAAAUUAAGUUUUACUUAUUUCAAUUCUCAUAU
Molecule: messenger RNA, 1227 nt
Organism: Temnothorax curvispinosus
Lineage: Eukaryota; Metazoa; Arthropoda; Insecta; Hymenoptera; Formicidae
Product: mediator of RNA polymerase II transcription subunit 15-like
Exons: 2
Coding region: 741-1187 (148 amino acids)
Source: RefSeq, a predicted model, not a curated record